This is a messenger RNA of Zootoca vivipara (common lizard), 1420 nucleotides long. RefSeq names its product RAB3D, member RAS oncogene family (gene RAB3D). Gene Ontology annotation, molecular function: GTP binding; GTPase activity. The record is from RefSeq and is a predicted model, not a curated record. Lineage: Eukaryota; Metazoa; Chordata; Lepidosauria; Squamata; Lacertidae.
GAGUGGCUGGGUGAUGUGGAAGGUCGAUCGCUGAGGUCUGCAGCGGAAAGGCAGCCCGGGCACACCUUCCUCCUUUCGCCAGGGAGGCUCCGCUCUCGUGCGCGCAAGCGAGGAGCUGCCGCCGCUGCCUCUAAAGACUCCGACAUCCGGCUGGGGAGGCCAAGCAACUUCCAGCAGCAGCUGCGGCAGGAAAAGCCCCAAAAGGCUCCGCGCGCCCCGCAGCAAAAAAGAUGGCCUCUGCAAAUGACACCCGGCAGGCACCCAAAGAUGCCGCCGACCAGAAUUUUGAUUACAUGUUCAAGCUGCUGAUCAUUGGCAACAGCAGCGUAGGCAAGACGUCGUUUCUCUUCCGAUACGCCGACGACUCCUUCACUUCGGCCUUCGUCAGUACUGUGGGCAUAGACUUCAAGGUCAAGACUGUCUACAGGAAUGAAAAGAGAGUCAAGCUGCAGAUCUGGGACACAGCCGGCCAAGAGCGAUAUCGGACGAUAACAACAGCCUAUUACAGGGGAGCCAUGGGCUUCUUACUCAUGUAUGAUAUUUCCAACCAGGACUCUUUCAGUGCUGUACAAGACUGGGCAACUCAGAUCAAGACUUACUCGUGGGACAAUGCGCAAGUGAUUCUAGUCGGGAACAAGUGUGACCUGGAGGAUGACCGAGUGGUACCCACUGAGGAUGGCAAGAGGCUGGCGGAUGAGCUAGGUUUUGAAUUCUUUGAGGCCAGUGCCAAGGACAACGUCAACGUCAAGCAAGUCUUUGAGCGCUUGGUGGACAUAAUCUGUGAGAAGAUGAACGAGAGCCUGGACACCAGCCCUGGCAUGGCCAGCAACAAUCACAAGAACACUGCCCUGAAUGAGACACCACCUGCACAGUCCAGCAGUUGCUCUUGCUAGAAAGGACUCUGCCCCCCACCCCUUGGACCCUGUAGCAAUUCAUUGUCGUACAUAGAGAGGAAGGCUCAGCAGCUGCGCACCUCUUCACCUGACCUCUGGUUGGCUGAUCUGCCCUGCUUGCCUCUGGCUGUACCUGUUUUGCCUCUGGCAGCAUGUGCCAGCUGCCCAGUCCCCCUCUGCCCACACCCACCCACCCCAUAGCAUGAUUGGCAUUUUCUACCAGAGGAGCAUGAUUGCCUGUUCUCUCUGCCCUUCUCUCUCUCUCUCCAAGACACACACACACUCCCUCCUUCCAGUAUACAACCUCUCUUUGCAUCCCGGGUGAUGCUGAUCCACCUCCAGAUCAGUGGAGAACUUCCCCCAACUUCUUUUCAAGUCUCCAGCCAAACUCAAAUCGUUUACAUACAUGACCAGCCAAUCCUGCCUGUAUCGCUGAAGAAAUUGGGAGGCCAGUUCUCUUUUUGCCAACUUCAGCCUUUUGCAAACUUCUCCGCUAUUUAAAAAAAAUAAACCCAGUGGCAGUUUGA